CUGGGUGGUUAUUCGAGUCGAUUCGAUCCGAUUCGAGUCGAUUCGAGUCGAUUCGAGCCGAUUCGAGCCGAUUCGAGUCGAUUCGAGCCGAUUCGAAUCGAUUCGAAUCGAUUCGAAUCGAUUCGAAUCGAUGAAAAAUUGGGGUUUUCGCCUUCACAGUUACUUCUGGGUGGUUAUUCGAGUCGAUUCGAUCCGAUUCGAGUCGAUUCGAGUCGAUUCGAGCCGAUUCGAGUCGAUUCGAGUCGAUUCGAGCCGAUUCGAGCCGAUUCGAAUCGAUUCGAAUCGAUUCGAAUCGAUUCGAAUCGAUUCGAAUCGAUGAAAAAUUGGGGUUUUCGCCUUCACAGUUACUUCUGGGUGGUUAUUCGAGUCGAUUCGAUCCGAUUCGAGUCGAUUCGAGUCGAUUCGAGCCGAUUCGAGCCGAUUCGAGUCGAUUCGAGCCGAUUCGAGCCGAUUCGAAUCGAUUCGAAUCGAUUCGAAUCGAUUCGAAUCGAUUCGAAUCGAUGAAAAAUUGGGGUUUUCGCCUUCACAGUUACUUCUGGGUGGUUAUUCGAGUCGAUUCGAUCCGAUUCGAGUCGAUUCGAGUCGAUUCGAGCCGAUUCGAGCCGAUUCGAGUCGAUUCGAGCCGAUUCGAGCCGAUUCGAAUCGAUUCGAGUCGAUUCGAGUCGAUUCGAGCCGAUUCGAAUCGAUUCGAAUCGAUUCGAAUCGAUGAAAAAUUGGGGUUUUCGCCUUCACAGUUACUUCUGGGUGGUUAUUCGAGUCGAUUCGAUCCGAUUCGAGUCGAUUCGAGUCGAUUCGAGCCGAUUCGAGCCGAUUCGAGUCGAUUCGAGCCGAUUCGAAUCGAUUCGAAUCGAUUCGAAUCGAUGAAAAAUUGGGGUUUUCGCCUUCACAGUUACUUCUGGGUGGUUAUUCGAGUCGAUUCGAUCCGAUUCGAGUCGAUUCGAGUCGAUUCGAGCCGAUUCGAGCCGAUUCGAGUCGAUUCGAGCCGAUUCGAGCCGAUUCGAAUCGAUUCGAAUCGAUUCGAAUCGAUUCGAAUCGAUUCGAAUCGAUGAAAAAUUGGGGUUUUCGCCUUCACAGUUACUUCUGGGUGGUUAUUCGAGUCGAUUCGAUCCGAUUCGAGUCGAUUCGAGUCGAUUCGAGCCGAUUCGAGCCGAUUCGAGUCGAUUCGAGCCGAUUCGAUCCGAUUCGAGUCGAUUCGAGUCGAUUCGAGCCGAUUCGAGCCGAUUCGAAUCGAUUCGAAUCGAUUCGAAUCGAUGAAAAAUUGGGGUUUUCGCCUUCACAGUUACUUCUGGGUGGUUAUUCGAGUCGAUUCGAUCCGAUUCGAGUCGAUUCGAGUCGAUUCGAGCCGAUUCGAGCCGAUUCGAGUCGAUUCGAGCCGAUUCGAAUCGAUUCGAAUCGAUUCGAAUCGAUGAAAAAUUGGGGUUUUCGCCUUCACAGUUACUUCUGGGUGGUUAUUCGAGUCGAUUCGAUCCGAUUCGAGUCGAUUCGAGUCGAUUCGAGCCGAUUCGAGCCGAUUCGAGUCGAUUCGAGUGAUUCGAAUCGAUUCGAAUCGAUUCGAAUCGAUGAAAAAUUGGGGUUUUCGCCUUCACAGUUACUUCUGGGUGGUUAUUCGAGUCGAUUCGAUCCGAUUCGAGUCGAUUCGAGUCGAUUCGAGCCGAUUCGAGCCGAUUCGAGUCGAUUCGAGCCGAUUCGAGCCGAUUCGAAUCGAUUCGAAUCGAUUCGAAUCGAUUCGAAUCGAUUCGAAUCGAUGAAAAAUUGGGGUUUUCGCCUUCACAGUUACUUCUGGGUGGUUAUUCGAGUCGAUUCGAUCCGAUUCGAGUCGAUUCGAGUCGAUUCGAGCCGAUUCGAGCCGAUUCGAGUCGAUUCGAGCCGAUUCGAUCCGAUUCGAGUCGAUUCGAGUCGAUUCGAGUCGAUUCGAGCCGAUUCGAAUCGAUUCGAAUCGAUUCGAAUCGAUGAAAAAUUGGGGUUUUCGCCUUCACAGUUACUUCUGGGUGGUUAUUCGAGUCGAUUCGAUCCGAUUCGAGUCGAUUCGAGUCGAUUCGAGCCGAUUCGAGCCGAUUCGAGUCGAUUCGAGCCGAUUCGAAUCGAUUCGAAUCGAUUCGAAUCGAUGAAAAAUUGGGGUUUUCGCCUUCACAGUUACUUCUGGGUGGUUAUUCGAGUCGAUUCGAUCCGAUUCGAGUCGAUUCGAGUCGAUUCGAGCCGAUUCGAGCCGAUUCGAGUCGAUUCGAGCCGAUUCGAGCCGAUUCGAAUCGAUUCGAAUCGAUUCGAAUCGAUUCGAAUCGAUUCGAAUCGAUGAAAAAUUGGGGUUUUCGCCUUCACAGUUACUUCUGGGUGGUUAUUCGAGUCGAUUCGAUCCGAUUCGAGUCGAUUCGAGUCGAUUCGAGCCGAUUCGAGCCGAUUCGAGCCGAUUCGUCGAUUCGAGCCGAUUCGAGCCGAUUCGAAUCGAUUCGAAUCGAUUCGAAUCGAUUCGAAUCGAUUCGAAUCGAUGAAAAAUUGGGGUUUUCGCCUUCACAGUUACUUCUGGGUGGUUAUUCGAGUCGAUUCGAUCCGAUUCGAGUCGAUUCGAGUCGAUUCGAGCCGAUUCGAGCCGAUUCGAGUCGAUUCGAGCCGAUUCGAGCCGAUUCGAAUCGAUUCGAUUCGAUCGAUUCGAUUCGAAUCGAUUCGAAUCGAUUCGAAUCGAUGAAAAAUUGGGGUUUUCGCCUUCACAGUUACUUCUGGGUGGUUAUUCGAGUCGAUUCGAUCCGAUUCGAGUCGAUUCGAGUCGAUUCGAGCCGAUUCGAGCCGAUUCGAGUCGAUUCGAGCCGAUUCGAAUCGAUUCGAAUCGAUUCGAAUCGAUGAAAAAUUGGGGUUUUCGCCUUCACAGUUACUUCUGGGUGGUUAUUCGAGUCGAUUCGAUCCGAUUCGAGUCGAUUCGAGUCGAUUCGAGCCGAUUCGAGCCGAUUCGAGUCGAUUCGAGCCGAUUCGAGUCGAUUCGAGCCGAUUCGAGCCGAUUCGAAUCGAUUCGAAUCGAUUCGAAUCGAUUCGAAUCGAUUCGAAUCGAUGAAAAAUUGGGGUUUUCGCCUUCACAGUUACUUCUGGGUGGUUAUUCGAGUCGAUUCGAUCCGAUUCGAGUCGAUUCGAGUCGAUUCGAGCCGAUUCGAGCCGAUUCGAGUCGAUUCGAGCCGAUUCGAGCCGAUUCGAAUCGAUUCGAAUCGAUUCGAAUCGAUUCGAAUCGAUUCGAAUCGAUGAAAAAUUGGGGUUUUCGCCUUCACAGUUACUUCUGGGUGGUUAUUCGAGUCGAUUCGAUCCGAUUCGAGUCGAUUCGAGUCGAUUCGAGCCGAUUCGAGCCGAUUCGAGUCGAUUCGAGCCGAUUCGAUCCGAUUCGAGUCGAUUCGAGUCGAUUCGAGUCGAUUCGAGCCGAUUCGAAUCGAUUCGAAUCGAUUCGAAUCGAUGAAAAAUUGGGGUUUUCGCCUUCACAGUUACUUCUGGGUGGUUAUUCGAGUCGAUUCGAUCCGAUUCGAGUCGAUUCGAGUCGAUUCGAGCCGAUUCGAGCCGAUUCGAGUCGAUUCGAGCCGAUUCGAAUCGAUUCGAAUCGAUUCGAAUCGAUGAAAAAUUGGGGUUUUCGCCUUCACAGUUACUUCUGGGUGGUUAUUCGAGUCGAUUCGAUCCGAUUCGAGUCGAUUCGAGUCGAUUCGAGCCGAUUCGAGCCGAUUCGAGUCGAUUCGAGCCGAUUCGAGCCGAUUCGAAUCGAUUCGAAUCGAUUCGAAUCGAUUCGAAUCGAUGAAAAAUUGGGGUUUUCGCCUUCACAGUUACUUCUGGGUGGUUAUUCGAGUCGAUUCGAUCCGAUUCGAGUCGAUUCGAGUCGAUUCGAGCCGAUUCGAGCCGAUUCGAGUCGAUUCGAGCCGAUUCGAGCCGAUUCGAAUCGAUUCGAAUCGAUUCGAAUCGAUUCGAAUCGAUUCGAAUCGAUGAAAAAUUGGGGUUUUCGCCUUCACAGUUACUUCUGGGUGGUUAUUCGAGUCGAUUCGAUCCGAUUCGAGUCGAUUCGAGUCGAUUCGAGCCGAUUCGAGCCGAUUCGAGUCGAUUCGAGCCGAUUCGAUCCGAUUCGAGCCGAUUCGAAUCGAUUCGAAUCGAUUCGAAUCGAUUCGAAUCGAUUCGAAUCGAUGAAAAAUUGGGGUUUUCGCCUUCACAGUUACUUCUGGGUGGUUAUUCGAGUCGAUUCGAUCCGAUUCGAGUCGAUUCGAGUCGAUUCGAGCCGAUUCGAGCCGAUUCGAGUCGAUUCGAGCCGAUUCGAUCCGAUUCGAGUCGAUUCGAGUCGAUUCGAGUCGAUUCGAAUCGAUUCGAAUCGAUUCGAAUCGAUUCGAAUCGAUGAAAAAUUGGGGUUUUCGCCUUCACAGUUACUUCUGGGUGGUUAUUCGAGUCGAUUCGAUCCGAUUCGAGUCGAUUCGAGUCGAUUCGAGCCGAUUCGAGCCGAUUCGAGUCGAUUCGAGCCGAUUCGAAUCGAUUCGAAUCGAUUCGAAUCGAUGAAAAAUUGGGGUUUUCGCCUUCACAGUUACUUCUGGGUGGUUAUUCGAGUCGAUUCGAUCCGAUUCGAGUCGAUUCGAGUCGAUUCGAGCCGAUUCGAGCCGAUUCGAGUCGAUUCGAGCCGAUUCGAGCCGAUUCGAAUCGAUUCGAAUCGAUUCGAAUCGAUUCGAAUCGAUUCGAAUCGAUGA
Caenorhabditis angaria is the source of this 4685-nucleotide messenger RNA. The record is from the annotation of a GenBank genome assembly. Lineage: Eukaryota; Metazoa; Nematoda; Chromadorea; Rhabditida; Rhabditidae.